GUGCCCGUGCCGCGCCGGACGUGGCAGCGGCGGGAGCGAUGUUGGCGCUGCUGUCGGGGCCGGGGCUGUGGCUGUGGCUGCUGGCGGCGGCGCUGGCGGCGGGCAGCGGCUCGGAGCAGCCCCGGCUCCGCGAGACCGUGUUGCGGGACCUGGCCCGCGGCAAGGUGGAGACCUGCGGCGGGUGACGGCUGAACCGCCUCAGGGAGGUGAAGGCGUUCGUCACCCAGGACAUCCCGUUCUACCAUAACCUGGAGAUGAAACAUCUGCCUGGUGCUGACCCUGAGCUUGUUCUCCUCAGCCUCCGGUACGAGGAGCUAGAGAGAAUUCCCCUGAGCGACAUGACCCGGGAAGAGAUCAACCAGCUGGUGCAAGAGUUGGGUUUCUACCGCAAGGAGAUGCCUGAUGCCCCUGUACCAGAGGAGUUCCAGUUUGCCCCUGCCAAGUCUCUGCCAAUACUGCAGCCCCCCCAAGCAACCACUGCUGAUGGCAAGACCCCACCCAAACAUGACAAGGAAGAACACCCAGACCUCUAGCAAGGAGUGCCACCCUUAAGACAGGGUCCUGCAGCCAGUCCCCAGUGCAGGGAAUGAGUGCGUUAUGGCAGCUGGACAUGGUGUCACAGGGUGGCACUCUUGCUUGUGUGCUGGUUGAUGCCCUCCUGUCCUUGGAGCCCAUUAUCCUUUGCCAGUCAGGAGGAGCAGCGUUUCUUGCAGUCUCUUUCUGUGCCCAGACAUUGAGCUGCUCCCAGCACUGGGCAGCAGUAUCCUGCCUGCAUGGGACAGGAUGAAACCCUCAGCAGAAAGUGCCAGGUGCUAAGGGUAGAUGUGCUGAGUCCCAGAGGUGGGAGAGCUGUCCCAAGAAGGGGGCUUUACCCCCCAGAAGGGUUUAUGUCAUAUCCAGCUCCUAGUAAAGCUUUUAUUUGCAGCCA
Molecule: messenger RNA, 928 nt
Organism: Haemorhous mexicanus (house finch)
Lineage: Eukaryota; Metazoa; Chordata; Aves; Passeriformes; Fringillidae
Gene: SELENOM
Product: selenoprotein M
Exons: 5
Cellular component (GO): endoplasmic reticulum lumen
Molecular function (GO): oxidoreductase activity
Source: RefSeq, a predicted model, not a curated record